Messenger RNA from Mustela erminea (ermine), 1968 nucleotides. RefSeq names its product chromosome 16 C8orf34 homolog (gene C16H8orf34). The coding region runs from base 337 to 1968 and encodes 543 amino acids. The record is from RefSeq and is a predicted model, not a curated record. The transcript has 13 exons. NCBI's taxonomy places the organism in Eukaryota, Metazoa, Chordata, Mammalia, Carnivora, Mustelidae.
GCGGCGCUGUCGCUAGGGAGCGGCGGGCUGGGCGAGCACAGCCCCGGGAGAAGCCCAGGCUGUUUGUUCCCGUAACCCGGGAGAGGGGACGCACACAGUCGGGCGCGCGGACACACACGCAAGCGCACGCACGCUCGCGGCGAGUUCGAGCCCCGCCGCCCCCUGACCGCCCGAGGGCGUCCCCCGCGCCGCGCCUGGCGGAGCAGCACCCGCCUCCUGGUUCCUGCUGCUGCCGCCCAGAGGAGAGAGGAACCUGCAACCUCUGCCUCGAAUUUCCCCCGGCGCGGCGGGCUGCGGAGAGCGGCGGAGGUGGGCGUGGGGAGGGGAACGCGAUGAAUGAGUUCUCCCCUCGUCUCGGAGUUGACUGAGUUGGCGGCGCCGCGCCCGGGCUUCCGGCUCUCGGCGCCCCAAGCUCUCGCGGCUCCCGGGGCUGUAGCCCACGCCCGCGGCCCGGGCUCUGCCCGCCGCGUCUGGGGAGCCGAGGCUCCCGAGCUCCUGUCCCGGCUCCAGUCCGGGGGAAAAAGGAGGGCUGUCCCCUGGCUGAGGCGCACGGCCGCGCGAUUUUCCCGCACUCUCCCCGGCCCCAUCUGUGUCUCCAUGGCGUCUCAUCAGCAAUCACGGAUCCAGGCUUACCUGGAGAAGAACAAGAUAGGUCCCCUGUUUGAGGAAUUAAUGACCAAAUUAAUAACUGAAACGCCUGACCAGCCAAUCCCAUUUCUCAUUGACCAUCUUCAGUCUAAACAAGGAAACCAUGGACAACUUCAAAGAACUUUAUCUGGAUCUGCAGCUCUCUGGGCAGAAAGUGAAACAUCAGAACAUAAAGGAACAAGAAGGGAUUUCAGAAGUUAUGAUAAGCCUUGGCAAUUAAGUGCAAAGAAGCCUAAAAAGUCAAAAAGUGACCUUGCUGUGUCUAACAUUUCCCCACCAUCACCAGAAUCCAAAUCAUUGCCAAGGUCAGUAGAUCAUCCUAAGUGGAACUGGCGAAUUAAACCACAAAGCCGUGAUUUUGAUGAAUUGAACCACAUCCUUCAAGAGAGCAAGAAGCUGGGAAAAGCCCUUGAGAAUCUCUCUCGAAGUAUUGCAAUUUCAGAUGAACUCGAUAAGGAAACAGUGGCAUUUAAUUCUUCUCUUCUGAGACCCCGUGUGAUUGGAGAAUGGAUUGGUCGAGAAGAGAAUGAUGCUGACCCACUGGCUGCUGAAAUGCUCCAGCCCCCAGUUCCAAGAAGUAAAAAUGAACAAUGGGAAAAUGAAGAUAAUAGCUGUAGCCCUGCAGGAAGCUUAAAGGUGGAGCCCAAGACUAAAGGAUUAAAACAGCAGCAACAGCAACAUAAGAAACUUCUGGCAGCAAUGCUCUCUCAAGAUUCUUUUGAGUCUCUCCACAGCCCUACCCCAUCUGUAACAGAAGAAGAUAUUGAUAAUGAAGAUGAUGCAAUGGAAUUGCUGGAGGAUCUUGAUGAUUUAAGAAUGGAGGGAGUAACUACCCUUGUACCUUCUGGGAGCAAAUUUAACCAAGCUCGUGCUACUCACCCUGCUGAACCUCAGGCCAAGGUCACACUGAACAUCUGUUCAAGGUGUGCCAGGCUUCAAGGAGACAACCUGGCAGAAAGGACAGAGGAGACAUCGCAAGCACUGCAUUCUCCAGAUGAAAUAGUCCCAGAUUCUUUGGAUUCUUUACCCGGGACUGAAGAAGCACUAAUGGAAGAGGGUGAAGAAUUUGAGAAAGCAUCUAAAUUAGCAAGACAUGGAGAAGUCUCCAGUGGAGGACAGUCACUGAAAAACUACGCGGAAGAAGAUGAAUCCUUAAAGCAAUUGCAAGUAGUUCAUCAGCCGUGGAUCUUGCCAAGUGACACAGAAAGUGAAGGAGUCGAAGCAGAACAAGAUAAACGUUCUGCUGAUCUUCUCCUUUGUGUUCCAUGCUCUUCUUGUCCUACCCUGGUCUACUCUGGUAUGUUUGCUCAGGGCAUUUAA